UUGUAUGAAAAUAUGUCUAUAAAAUCAGCAUGAAGUGCAUGAAAAUAAGUCCAUAAAAUCAACACAUAUCAAAGUAUAAAUGAACUUUAGACUAUUUAGAUUUACUAAAUAAUCAAAAUAUCAAACAGACCAAUCAAAUAGUAGUUCGACUAUAUAUAAAAAAGAUUGUAUAGUUCUGUAAAUAUUUCAACAGAUAUUAUGAAAAGAUAAUUAUAUACUUUUAUUUCGUAUAAUUUAUCGAUCUGUUUGUUAAUUAACAAUGGCACGAGCACUUGUAGGUGUAAAAAGAGUUAUCGAUUAUGCAGUUAAGAUUCGUGUUAAAUCAGAUAAAACAGGUGUUGUAACAGAUGGAGUAAAACAUGCAAUGAAUCCUUUUGAUGAAAUUGCAAUUGAAGAAGCUAUACGAAUGAAAGAAAAGAAAUUAGUACAAGAAAUAAUUGCAGUUUCAUGUGGACCUCCAAAAUGUCAAGAUGUAAUAAGAACUGCCCUUGCAAUGGGUGCUGAUAAAGGAAUUCAUGUUGAAAUAUCUGGACCUGAAUAUGAAACUUUGCAACCUAUUCAUGUUUCUAAACUUUUGGCCAAAUUAGCUCAAGAAGAGAAAGCAGAUUUAAUUAUUGUUGGAAAACAAGCUAUAGAUGAUGAUAGUAAUCAAACUGCACAAAUGAUUGGAGGUAUUUUAGAUUGGCCAACUGGAACAUUUUGUAGUAAAAUUGAAAAAAAUAAUGAUGAUCUAACUGUUACACGUGAAGUUGAUGGAGGUUUAGAGGUUGUUAAAAUAAAAAUGCCAACAGUUUUAAGUGCUGAUCUACGACUUAAUGAACCACGAUAUGCUACAUUGCCAAAUAUUAUGAAAGCUAAGAAAAAACCAAUUAAAAAAGUAACAGCAAAAGAUCUUGGUGUAGAUACUACAGCAAGAAUUGAAAUUUUAUCAGUUGAAGAACCACCAGUUAGACAAGCCGGAACUAUUGUACCAGAUGUUGAUACAUUAAUUGCAAAACUAAAGGAAAGUGGACAUGUAUAAUUAUUAAUAUUGUUAUAGAAAAGUAUAAACAUUUUAUAAUACAUUUAUUAUAUUUUUUACUAAAUUUUAUU
Molecule: messenger RNA, 1092 nt
Organism: Apis laboriosa (Himalayan honeybee)
Lineage: Eukaryota; Metazoa; Arthropoda; Insecta; Hymenoptera; Apidae
Gene: Etfb
Product: electron transfer flavoprotein subunit beta
Exons: 3
Coding region: 260-1021 (253 amino acids)
Cellular component (GO): cytosol
Molecular function (GO): electron transfer activity
Source: RefSeq, a predicted model, not a curated record